ACCCGAUUGGUGUUGGUGAAAUUAAUGUGUUGUGCAGGUUGAUUCAUUAAUCCUGUGUGUUGAUAUGAGGGAAUAACGUUUCGCCGUGGAUUACUGCUGCCUGCCGGUAGACCCUUAGAUUCUCCAUAUAAUUCUAAAGGAAAAACAGGCCAUUGUGGCUUAUUGUUCGAAUGUAAGCACACCAGAGAUGCUGCGUGACCUGCUGAGCUCCUCCAGCAUUUUGUUACUUUGGAUUUUCAGCAUCCAGUUUCUCGUAUAUGAGAUGUCAAAGGUUUUGGAAAUACAAAACAUUUGAAGAAUCAAAAUAUCUGAAGAGGAUGAUCUCAGGAUCACUUCAGCUUGAGCAAAAGAUCUAAACAAAAUAUGUUUCAGGAUGAAUUACAUAAGACAGUUGUUGCUGGAGUGAUGAAGCUGUCCUCAGUUGAAGAAAAUGCCUGCAGUGAUUUUGAUUUUGAAAAGGAAGUGAAGAAUUCUACUAGAGAUGAAUCUCCCAAACCAAAACCACGUUACAGUUUUCUAAAAAGGGAAAGUAACCAUGGAAGGAGUAAUGAAUUGGAGAAGCAGGAUGGCAACCUUUUAAAUACCCAUUGUUCAACUUCAGAUUCAAAGCUUUCCAGAACAGUCAAUGUAUACAAAUUGGACUCCAGCAUCUUUUGUCCUGAGGAAAAACCCCAAACAGAGAUGAAGUUGAUGGGAAUUGAGAGUCAAAAUCCAGAAACAAAUGGAAAAUCAAAAAGUAGAAGGUCUCUGAAUUCAUCAGUGGAGAGUCUGGAAUGUUCUUCAAUUGGAAAAAGCCCACAAUCAAAAACAACUGAGCCUCGGUAUUUGGGAACUUUAAAAAUCUUGGACAGAAAGGCAAAUGAAACUUCUAACCUUGAAGCUACAGAUACAAUCAGAGCAUCUAUUUAUCAGGAGUGGCUGGAAAGGAAAAGACAAGUUCUUUCUGAAAAUAAGAGACAUCGAAAGCUGAAAGUACAACAGGAAAAUGUGAAGAGAGAACAGAAUAAUAUUGCAAACAAAAAAGAAGCAAAGGCAUCAUUUGAGGCCUGGAAGACAAGAAAGAAGAAUGCAUUUCAAGAAACCUAUCAGAAGAAGAAAGAAGAGGAGAAAAUAAAGCAACAAGCAGAGGCAGAGAAAGAAGUGAGGAAGGAAGAAGCAAAAAAGGUAUUUGAAAAAUGGAAAGAAGGCAAAGACAGAUAUUUACAAGAAAACUUACAAAAGCAAAAACAGAUUAAAAAAGAGAACAGGGAAAAGGAAAAGGAGCAAGUCAAUGAACGGAAGGAAGGAAAUGCUUCUGCAUUUAUGAAAUGGAAUGAAGAGAAAGAAAUGAUAAUGAAGCAAAGGAUGAUAGAAAUUACAAAGGUUCAGCAGAAAAAGAAAAGGGAAGAAGAAUAUUCAAAAUGUGAGAGAGAAGAGAUGGCAGCACUUGUGUAUAAGAAAUGGCUGGCAGAGAAAGGAAAGAAUGAAAAGAAGCAAAAGCAAAUGAAGAGUGUCUUGUGCAGGGACCCAUUACCUCCCUGGAGCCCACCAAAUAAAACAAUACCAUUUGGAAAAUGAGCACUUUAACACAGUGUAAAACUAACAUGCCUGUACUUUUUAAUUGAAUUCUGAAUAAAUUUUGAUUUGC
This is a messenger RNA of Hypanus sabinus (Atlantic stingray), 1627 nucleotides long. RefSeq names its product microtubule-associated protein 9-like. Gene Ontology annotation, biological process: mitotic spindle assembly; mitotic cytokinesis; regulation of mitotic cytokinesis. Gene Ontology annotation, cellular component: astral microtubule. Lineage: Eukaryota; Metazoa; Chordata; Chondrichthyes; Myliobatiformes; Dasyatidae. Bases 364 to 1557 code for a protein of 397 amino acids. Gene Ontology annotation, molecular function: microtubule binding. The record is from RefSeq and is a predicted model, not a curated record. The transcript is spliced from 12 exons.